Dracunculus medinensis (Guinea worm) is the source of this 711-nucleotide messenger RNA. NCBI's taxonomy places the organism in Eukaryota, Metazoa, Nematoda, Chromadorea, Rhabditida, Dracunculidae. The record is from the annotation of a GenBank genome assembly.
AUGAGAAAAGUUUGUGUACAUUGUAAAUGUGAACGCACUGAUCACGAUGUUGGCCAAUCGAGAAGUUUGAGUGUUUAUGAAAGACUUGGAAUCGAACCGCCAGCAUCAAUGGCAAAACUCAGUGGUUCUAUAGGUCGUAGUAAUGAUGCGCCUGGAAGCGUUGGUCACGGGUAUUCAUGGGUGCCACCAGGUUUAUCGAGAAGAAAGAUCGAGGAAUAUAUGGCGCAAUUACCGAAUAACGUAGUUCCACGAAUAAAUAGUAUAGGCGAGAAAUAUCGCGAGAAACAACUUAUGAUUCAGUUGCCUAGACAAGAUUUAUCGGUGGCUUAUUGUAAGCAUUUAUUGAAUAGCGUCGAAAGGAAAGUAUUCGAGGAAUUCAUUAACGCUCGUAAUGAGAUCGCUCUUGAUAUUGGUUUCGUUUGUCCGAAUAUACACAUGCAAAUGGAAUGUAGAAAAUGCAGUGGAAUACUUGAAAAAAAUGAAAUGGCUGUUAUGGCUCCAAAACUUGGGGAUCAAUGUGGAUGGCAUCCGGCAUGCUUCACAUGCAAUACGUGUGAGCAGUUACUUAUCGAUUUAACCUAUUGCGUAAAAGAUGGAUUAUUGUACUGUGAACGACAUUACGCUGAAUUACAUAAACCACGUUGUAAUUCAUGUGAUGAGGUUGAUUUCUUCAAAUUAUUUACUUUACUUUAUUAUUUUUUAUUGAGAUAA